Cynara cardunculus var. scolymus (artichoke) is the source of this 2123-nucleotide messenger RNA. Its product is annotated as probable polyamine oxidase 2. Gene Ontology annotation, cellular component: peroxisome. Bases 482 to 1957 code for a protein of 491 amino acids. The record is from RefSeq and is a predicted model, not a curated record. Gene Ontology annotation, biological process: polyamine catabolic process. NCBI's taxonomy places the organism in Eukaryota, Viridiplantae, Streptophyta, Magnoliopsida, Asterales, Asteraceae. Gene Ontology annotation, molecular function: polyamine oxidase activity. The transcript has 10 exons.
CCCACAAAAUAUCUUCUUCUUCUUCCCACCCAGAUCACUUGGAUCACAUCAUCUUCACAAUCAAGACUGGACAGUGGACACCGUUCAUUCUUGGGGAAUAUAUCAAUUGGGUUUUACCUGAUCUCGACAUUUGAACCGAUUAUCAGAUCCGAUUGUAUAUUUAUUAGCCCAGGGUUUUUGGGUGGGAUUCCAAGGGUUGAGUUUGAAAUACGUAUGAGCUGGUUGGUCAAGCUGGGUUGUAAUUGUUCGAAUUCCAAUCACUUUAUUACUUGCCUUCUUCUGUUCAUCCUCCAUCACUCGCCUCAAUUAUUACCCACUUCCAGAUUUCAAUUUGAUAAACCCUUGGAUCCUACAACACCCAAUUCUGCAUUCUAUUAUAUACUCUUAUUAUUGUUGUUAGUUUUCUGUAACUUGUCUCCUGCCACUUCUACUACUAUUCUUUCGGUCUCAAUCUUGAUCGAUCAUCAUCAUUCAUCGCUACAUGGGUUCGUCAGGAGACAAGAGUAAUCCCCAAUUGAAACAAGCACCCUGCUAUUCAAAUAUCAAAACAAGCCAUUCAGGAUCACCAUCUGUUAUCGUAAUUGGUGGUGGCUUUGCUGGCAUAGCUGCUGCUCGUGCCCUCUAUGAUGCUUCAUUCCGGGUUAUCUUACUUGAGUCUCGUGAAAGAAUUGGUGGUCGAGUUUGUACGGAUUACUCAUUUGGUUUUCCCAUAGACCUGGGCGCAUCAUGGUUGCAUGGGGUUUGCAAAGAGAAUCCCUUGGCGCCUCUCAUCGGAAGACUUGGAUUACCUCUCUACCGUACCAGUGGUGACAACUCAGUGUUGUAUGACCAUGACUUGGAGAGCUAUGCGCUAUUUGACACCGAUGGGAACCAAGUUCCUCAGGAAUUAGUCUCACAGGUUGGGCAAACAUUCGAGAGUAUCUUGGAAGAAACAAAUAAAGUGAGAGAAGAGUUGAGCGAAGACUCGUCUAUACAGCAUGCAAUAUCCAUUGUGUUUGAAAGAAACCCAAAACUAAGGUUGGAGGGACUCCCUCACAAGGUGUUGCAGUGGUACUUGUGUAGAAUGGAAGGUUGGUUUGCUGCUGAUGCUGAUACCAUCUCUCUAAAAUGCUGGGACAAGGAAGAGUUGCUUCCAGGCGGGCAUGGACUUAUGGUUCGGGGGUACCAGCCAGUUAUAAAUACGCUGGCCAAAGGCCUUGACAUCCGCGUGGGUCACAGGGUCACGAAGAUAAACAGACGUAAUAAUGGUGUGAAGGUAACCGUUGAAAAUGGCAAAACAUUCUUUGCAGAUGCGGUUAUAGUUGCCGUCCCGCUUGGUGUUUUGAAGUCGAACACCAUCAAGUUCGAACCAAGACUACCUGAAUGGAAGGAAGAAGCCAUAGCUGACCUUGGAGUUGGAAUUGAGAACAAGAUAGUUUUGCAUUUUGAGCGAGUGUUUUGGCCAAACGUAGAGUUUUUAGGAGUCGUUGCCGAGACUUCAUAUGGAUGCAGCUAUUUUCUUAAUCUUUACAAGGCCACUGGUCAUGCUGUUCUUGUUUACAUGCCUGCGGGAAAACUAGCAAAAGACAUCGAGAAAAUGUCGGACGAGGCUGCAGCUAGUUUUGCUUUUACACAGCUUAAAAAGAUUCUUCCAGAUGCUUCCACCCCGAUACAGUACCUGGUUUCGCAUUGGGGCAGUGACGUUAAUUCACUAGGUUCAUAUAGCUACGAUACAGUAGGAAAACCCCAUGAUCUGUACGACAAGCUAAGGAUCCCGGUGGAUAAUUUAUUCUUUGCAGGGGAAGCAACGAGCUCCGACUACCCCGGCUCGGUUCAUGGUGCUUACUCCACCGGAUUAAUGGCGGCAGAAGACUGCAGAAUGCGCGUUCUUGAACGUUAUGGGGAGUUGGAUCUUUUUCAGCCCGUUAUGGGCGAAGACACCCUUGCAUCUGUGCCGUUGUUGAUCUCGCGUAUUUAAAUUUCAUCUACAAACUAGUUUCGUAGGUAUUUACUCUAAACGAUUAAUGUGCAAUAUCGAACUAGCAGAUUUCCAGAACUUAAGUAGUAAGUGCAACAUGGAGUGUAAUGUACCUUGCAGUAUAUAAACUCAUUGCUAAUAUAUAUAUGCACUUGAAGUUGUGGCA